AAAGCUCACGCGUGUCAGAAAAUGGAAAAGAAAUCCGGCUAAGAUUUUUGUCCAGUCGCUGUCACUCCUUUUACAGAAAGACCGCGUUUUGGACCGACCCUUUGACUCGCGUACGUGUAUCUGGUGGUAUCUCAAUUCUCUCUCCGAACUGAGUGGCAUGCGACUGUGAUGUGUUAAGGCCCCCCACCAUCGAAACAGUCGGAAAGGCAUUUUGAUCUCCGUUGAAGAAUCGUGGGUUCAGUUCAAUUUGGGUGCUGGGUACUCCGUUUCUCUUGCUGGAGUGGUGAAAUUUGUGUGUUUCUGUGGGAGCUUGUGCUUCUUGUUUUGCAUUUGAAGGCUUUGUUUUUGGUGGUUGGGUUUGAUUUGGGAAAAUGGAGGAGAGGUACGAGCCAUUGAAGCAGUUGGGUUCUGGGAAUUUUGGGGUGGCUAGGUUGGUGAGAGAUAAGAAGACUAAGGAGCUUGUUGCUGUCAAAUACAUCGAAAGAGGAACGAAGAUUGAUGAGAAUGUUCAGAGGGAAAUCAUUAACCACAGAUCGCUGAGGCACCCAAAUAUUGUUAGGUUCAAGGAGGUUCUGUUGACCCCAACACACCUCGCAAUAGUCAUGGAAUAUGCAGCUGGAGGUGAGCUUUUCGAGAGAAUAUGCAGUGCCGGUCGGUUUAGUGAAGAUGAGGCUAGGUUUUUCUUUCAGCAACUUAUAUCAGGAGUCAGCUACUGCCACUCUAUGGAAAUUUGUCACAGAGAUCUGAAGCUGGAAAAUACUCUUCUGGAUGGAAGUCCGACUCCGCGUCUUAAAAUAUGCGACUUUGGUUACUCCAAGUCAGCUUUGUUACAUUCACAACCGAAGUCAACAGUUGGAACACCUGCCUAUAUUGCUCCAGAGGUGCUGUCUCGGAAGGAGUAUGAUGGAAAGAUUGCAGAUGUAUGGUCAUGUGGUGUAACACUGUAUGUGAUGUUAGUUGGAGGAUACCCGUUUGAGGACCCUAACGAUCCUAGAAAUUUCCGCAAGACCAUUGGGAGGAUUAUGAGUGUUCAAUACUCGAUACCAGACUACAUUCGUGUGUCUACAGAUUGCAGGCAUAUCCUUUCUCGUAUAUUUGUUGCAAAUCCUGCAAAGAGGAUCACUAUCCCAGAGAUAAAGAAGCACCCGUGGUUUCUGAAGAAUUUGCCAAAAGAACUCAUCAAAGGUGAGAAAACCAACUAUGAGACCGAACGGGACCAGCCUCUUCAGAGCGUCGAAGAAGUGAUGCGGAUUGUUCAAGAGGCCAGGACUCCUGCGGAGGGAUCUAAAGUUGGUCAAGGUGUGGCCGGUCCUUCGGACCCUGAUGAAGAUGCUGAUUUGGAUUCUGAAGUCGAUAAUAGCGGUGACUUCGUAGCUGCAAUAUGAUACAGAGCUCUACCAAAAAACAGUUCUACUGGGAUAAAUUCCUCCAGGGUCUUGGAAGGCAUUUCUAUUGUUUGGUACAGAUUGUACAGUCAUAAUGCUGGCUAUAUUAUGAAUCAUGUUCUGUGGCUUGCUACAUACUUUAAUCUGUAGCGCGUGGGAAGCUCACAUUCGGUGGCUGAUCAUUGUUUAGGAUUGAGUGCACUGAAAAAUGAAGUGGUGUUUUCAUUGACUUGA
Syzygium oleosum is the source of this 1619-nucleotide messenger RNA. Its product is annotated as serine/threonine-protein kinase SAPK3-like. The transcript has 9 exons. Gene Ontology annotation, biological process: protein phosphorylation; intracellular signal transduction. NCBI's taxonomy places the organism in Eukaryota, Viridiplantae, Streptophyta, Magnoliopsida, Myrtales, Myrtaceae. The record is from RefSeq and is a predicted model, not a curated record. The coding region runs from base 372 to 1385 and encodes 337 amino acids. Gene Ontology annotation, molecular function: protein serine/threonine kinase activity; ATP binding.